ACCUUGUCUGUUCCGGCUGUAUGGUUUAUUGUUGCGUCAGAGCCAAAGAGAGCCAGCGAGAAGCAUGCCGGGGGAGAGCACUCACAGAUCUGUCCCCGCCGACAAGCAUCCAGAGCAGGGAGCUGAGGAGACAGGGCUCCCUGGACCAGACAUGACCAGACACCCAUCUACUGACUCCACCCCUAGUGACAGUGGCUCCUCCCCUAGUGAUUGUGGUUCUAGCCCUUCUCCCAGCACUCCUCAGAAGCUACUCCCAGCAUGCACCUCUCCAUUUGGACCACGAAUAUUUCAUGCAACACCUAGUUCCUCUGGUUCUCCAAGACCUCAACCUGAAGGCUCUGACCAUCGCAACAGCAACACGCCAAAAUUGUCGGGAAAGUUAGGUGGUCAUGGACCGUGUGGCCGCCUCGUCCCUGUUAAGAUGGAGAGAAUCAAGGUCCUGACCGGGUCUGAGGUGGAAAGUGAUUACCAAGAGCCACAAACCAUUGACACAAGGGUGGUGAUGGGUCAAGAGACACUGCUCAAAACAACAGAGAUCCAGAAAGGGAAACCCGUGGUUGAGCCGAGUGGUCAGGCUAUCCCUUUGCCGGCUAUCCCAAGCUUUUCAGAUCCUCAGGCACAAGCAGAGGAGACUCAGCUGGAGACCAGCAAAGAGGAAAGCCGAGCCCAAAGCCCUCAAAAACAGAAGGAUCAGCAAAAAGACCCUGUGCAGCCCCCAGCCACACUACCUUCCCCUUUUCACAAACCCCUGUUACCUUCCCCAUCCUCCCCAGAGCCUGUCACGACCAAUGACAGUUUGAUAGACAACCAGGAAGAGGUUCAAACCCUCUCUGAAAACGAAGUGCCUUCCCUCUCUUUUUCGGAGCUUGCCUGUCCAGUUGCUUUGUCCUUCUCUGAACCAGCCUAUGCUGUUGACCCUCUACGAGUGGGUGUGCCCUCAUCUCUUGACCCUGACUUGUAUUAUACCGCCCCUUCCACCCCAAUCAAGAUGGCUUCCCGCUCUUCACACCUUAAACAUCAUUCAUAUCCUGGCUCUCCAGCCUCCCCGCUCUCCCCUGGUUCUCCCUCAGACAGCGAGGACCUGUGUUCCCCUCUCACCUCUCCCUCUGGUUCUUAUAUCACGGCGGAGGGAGGCAGUUGGACCUCCUCUUACACAUCUUCCACCUCCCCAUCCACUUCUCCCAAUCUGCUCCUCACAGAGGAAGCACAGGAGGCCCCUGCUUGCUUUGUGAGCUCCUUAUCAGAAAUUGGAGAUGAAGCUGGGGAGGAAAAGGGACAAGUGGGACCAGAACGAGAGGAGGAAAGGGCAGGGGACUUCUGCCUGUACCGCCCUGAGGAUUUUGUCAGGAAUUCACGGAUAGGUAUAACAGGGACAGUGAUCCUCGAGGAGGAAGAGGCUGUAAAAGGGGAAGAGGUCAAGAUUUCUAGAGAAAGUUGUCGUCCAUGCUGGGUGACUGAGGAUACAUCCCCUCUAAGGAGCAGUAGUAGCCGUAGCAGUGACUCCCAGGAGGAUGGAGGAGAGUCUGAAAGCUCACUCUGCCCAUUGGAAGAGGCUGGUUCAGACAGAAUAGAGUACCCUAGACCCAUGCAGACAGGCUUGAAAUUGCAACUGGAGGCAUGCAUAUCAGAUGAACACUAUGGACAGAUGGAUGACCACCCACAACUACCCUCCACUGCCUUGACUCCUGACAUAGAGAACAUGACCAUGGCCUCAUCUAGUCUUAGCCCUGACUCCCCUCUCACCCCCCUGGAUGCCUUCUGUUCCGGAGCCUUCGAUAGGCUCGGCCCCAACGAUGAUGAAAAUAAUGAAGAUGAUGACGGUGACGAGCACGAUGAGGCAGGUGAGGAAGCCAAGGUGGAGGUGAAAGUGGUGGAAGAGGAGGAAGAGGAGGAAGAGGAAGAGCAGGACGAUGAUGAUGUGGAGGAGUGUGAUAGCAAAGCAGUGGAGGAUCCUACAGAUGAGGACAGCUCAGCAUCGUUCCUUCAUUCACUUUCAGACACAUCUAUCAAUGAGGGCCAGACCCUCAACCAGAAUCUACCAGUGGAAUAA
Messenger RNA from Seriola dumerili (greater amberjack), 2050 nucleotides. Its product is annotated as protein Ycf2-like. The transcript is spliced from 5 exons. The record is from RefSeq and is a predicted model, not a curated record. The coding region runs from base 65 to 2050 and encodes 661 amino acids. NCBI's taxonomy places the organism in Eukaryota, Metazoa, Chordata, Actinopteri, Carangiformes, Carangidae.